Alternaria novae-zelandiae is the source of this 1443-nucleotide messenger RNA. RefSeq lists its product as uncharacterized. Gene Ontology annotation, molecular function: hydrolase activity, hydrolyzing O-glycosyl compounds. The transcript has 3 exons. The coding region runs from base 1 to 1443 and encodes 480 amino acids. NCBI's taxonomy places the organism in Eukaryota, Fungi, Ascomycota, Dothideomycetes, Pleosporales, Pleosporaceae. The record is from RefSeq and is a predicted model, not a curated record.
AUGCGUACAUCAACCUUCAUCAGAGCGGCCGUGGUGCUGGCCAGCAGUUACUCAGUUGACGCCGAUGUGACGACCACAAUUGACCCAAAAUCGAACUGGGGUACUUGGGAAGGCUGGGGAACGUCGUUGGCAUGGUGGGCGCAGCAAUUUGGCACCAGAGACGAUCUUGCGGAUAUCUUCUUUACGCUGAAGCAGACCAAGUUCAACGGCGAGACUCUUCCGGGUCUUGGCUUCAACAUCGUACGCUACAAUGCCGGCGCCUGUAGUUGGAACACCAUCGAUGGGGAGAAGAUGGUGGUGUCUCCAAACGUAAAAAGGUCGAGGCAGAUGGAAGGCUACUGGUUGGACUGGAAGAGCAGCGACCCUGCUUCUUCUAGCUGGAAUUGGACGGUUGAUGUCAACCAGCGAGCAGCACUCCAGAAAGCGAUCGCACGUGGAGCAGACAAAACAGAGUUGUUCUCAAACGCACCGAUGUGGUGGAUGACCAAGAACCACAAUCCUUCGGGCGCAAGUGACGGAAGCGAAAACAUCCAAUCGUGGAACUUGGAGCAGCAUGCAGUCUAUAUGGCAACGGUCGCAAAGCAUUUCAAGGAUAACUGGGGAGUCGAAUUCGAAACUGUCGACCCUUUCAACGAGCCGAGUGCGAACUGGUGGAAGGCCGACGGCACCCAAGAAGGAUGCCACGUUGAUGUGUCCACCCAAGCCAAGAUCGUCGGUUAUCUCGACACGCAGCUCUCGAAUCGUGGGCUCUCAACAAAGAUCGCCGCCUCAGAUGAGUCGUACUACGAUCAAGCUGCCACCACGUUGAAGACAAUCGGCAGUAGCGCACUCAGCAAGAUCGACCGGAUCAAUGUUCAUGGCUACCAGUACGGAAGCGGCGACCGCGCCGGUGUUCACACACUGGCUACACAGGCCGGGAAAUCCCUCUGGAACAGCGAAUACGGUGAUGGCGUGGCUUCUGGCGAGAACCUUGCCAAGUACCUCUUCCAGGAUCUUCGCCAGCUGAAGCCUACGGCGUGGGAGUACUGGCAAGUCCUCGACCAGGGAGGCUGGGGCCUCAUCGACGCGGACAAUGAUGCGAAAACGCUGGGCAAAUCGACACAAAAGUACUACGUGCUUGCGCAGUUCGCCCGGCACAUGCGCCCGGGUAUGAAAAUUCUCGAUGGUGGCCGAGACAACGUUGUUGCUGCCUACGAUGCUAGCAAGUCGUUGUUGGUCAUCGUGGCCGUGAACUGGGACGCUGCACAGUAUAUAAACUUUGAGCUGUCAGGGUUCUCGGGGCGUCCUUCGUCCGGCGCAACUGUCUCGAGGUGGAGCACCCAGAUUGGAAGCGGUGAUCGUUAUGUGCAGCAUCUCGAUACCACGAUCAGCGGCACAAAGUUCUGGUCGAAGUUCGAGAAGAACAUGGUGCAGACUUUCGAAGUAACGGGGAUCAAGUUGUAG